AUGUCACGCGUAAGCAGCGACGAGCAGCUUAAUUUCUUGCUGAAAUGUGUCAAACACUCAAGCAAUGGAAAGGUGGAUUUCGCCGAAGUGGCUGCAGAGUGUAAUAUCGUCUCUAAGGGCGCAGCAGCGAAGCGCUAUGAACGCUUGAUGAAAGCCAAUGGUAUCAAUCCAAACGGUGGCCCAGCGUCUGGCACUGACGGGCCCUCUCUACAUGAAGCCAGCAGCAAUGGGGCAACUCCGAAAAAAUCCACUCCUAAAACUCCCUCCAGGCCAACUAUCGCGUCAGGAACAAAAACAUCAUUCACCCGCAAGCAUAAGACCUCUAUCAAGGCAAACAACACUGGGAAGAAAGUCAAAAUCGAUGACACCGAUUCAGGCAAUGCAGUUCCCAGCAAGGGGCCUAUAAAAUGCGAAAGCGUUGAUGCUAAUGUCUUCUGUGUGGAGGGGGCAGAAGUUGCGAUGAAGUCCUCCAAUGACCCAGUUUUAUCUGAAGGGUCUGGGCUUGCAGAGAUCAAUUUCGACCACGAACAGGGAUGCUUGUACAAUGAGUUUUGCGGGAUAAACGCCUUGCCCAAAGGGCCCGCUUCUCGUGGUUCUGGUGGGGGUGGGAGUUUUGCGCAUGGAGGCAACGAGGUCGGCUUUAAAGGUCCCGAGGAUAGGGAACUGGGCAUCCUGGAGGCUGGAGAUGCAGAGAUUUGA
Paracoccidioides brasiliensis Pb18 is the source of this 699-nucleotide messenger RNA. RefSeq lists its product as uncharacterized. The record is from RefSeq and is a predicted model, not a curated record. The transcript has 3 exons. The coding region runs from base 1 to 699 and encodes 232 amino acids.